Molecule: messenger RNA, 5398 nt
Organism: Colossoma macropomum (tambaqui)
Lineage: Eukaryota; Metazoa; Chordata; Actinopteri; Characiformes; Serrasalmidae
Gene: ptprz1b
Product: protein tyrosine phosphatase receptor type Z1b
Exons: 31
Coding region: 143-4717 (1524 amino acids)
Biological process (GO): peptidyl-tyrosine dephosphorylation
Molecular function (GO): protein binding; protein tyrosine phosphatase activity
Source: RefSeq, a predicted model, not a curated record
GUCUGAACCGUCAUCGCCGAGAGCCGUGGAAAAUUGAGAGAGAGAUACAACAUGAACAGAGUGUAGCACCCUUAUAUGCAAAACGGCGUUUUUUGCGUUAGGAGUUUCUGCCUCACAUUUUACUCAAACGCGGUGAUCAAAGAUGUCCAUGAUCACCACCCUGUUUGGUGUUUUUAUCGCUCCUCUGUGGAUCAUCAGCUGUCCACUGGUAAACCUAAGCAGCGCAUACCUGAGGGACCAGCGCAGACUUACAGAGGAUAUGGACUGGUCUUACACAGGAACCCUAAACCAACAGCUCUGGGUGAAGAAGUACCCAACCUGCAGUGGCGCUAAGCAGUCGCCCAUCAACAUUGACGAGGACUUCACCCAGGUGCAAGUGCAGUACCAAAAUCUGCAGCUAGAGAACUGGAACCAAACCAUGUAUGACUCUACCAUAACAAACAAUGGCAAAACAGUGGUUGUCAGUGUGAAUGGCAAAUACUACAUCAGUGGAGGAGGGCUUAGGGCCCGGUUCAGAGUAGCCAGGAUCACUUUUCACUGGGGCCGCUGCAAUGCCACAUCUGACGGAUCAGAGCACAGCCUCAGUGGCAGAAAAUUCCCUCUUGAGAUGCAGAUCUUCUGCUAUGAAGACACAGAGUUUAAGUCUAUAAAUGAUGCCCUGAAGGGUGAUGGGAGACUCAUUGCAUUAGCUGUGCUGUUUGAGGCCAGCUUUGAAGACAAUAAGAACUAUGCUACAAUAAUUGAGGGAGUCAAUUCCGUCAGUCGAUUUGGUAAAAGUAGCACAAUAGAGGCCUUCUCCCUGCUUGGUCUGCUACCAGAGUCUACAGCAAAAUACUUCAUCUACAAUGGUUCUCUCACCACUCCCCCCUGCACAGAGACAGUGGAGUGGAUUGUGUUCAAAAGUACAGUGCCUAUCUCUGAAACACAGCUGGAAAUGUUCUGUGAGGUGAUGACCACACAGCAGGCUGCCUAUGUGAUGGUGACAGACUACCUGCAGAACAACUACAGAGACCAACAGCAGCGGUUCAUAGGCCCAGUUUUCUCUUCUUACACGGGCACAGAGGAAGUCCUUGCUCCUAUGUGUAGCUCGGAGCCAGAGAAUGUCCAGGCGGAUCCCCAGAACUACACCAGCAUAAUGGUGACAUGGGAACGGCCACGUGCCAUCCAUGAAACUAGCAUUGAGAGAUACCUGGUCACCUACCAGAGACUACAGGGCAAAGAUUCACCUAAACAACAAUUCUUGACAGACGGAGACCAAGAUGUGGGGGCCAUCAUCCACAACUUGCUGGCCAACAGCAGCUAUGUUGUCCAGGUGAUGGCACUGUGCACCAAUGACCUGACUGGUCGAAUGAGCGAUCAGGUCAUAGUAGACAUGCCUCUGGAAGAUCCAGAAACUGAUUCUGAUCCAUCCUCUGAAUCAGAAGAAUAUUUUGAGGAGGUCUCCCAGCCCACUUUACUUAAGAGCAAGACAACAAAAAAGCCCCAGGUUUUGCCUGGACGCACCUUUAUCCGUGACUCCUCUUCCUCUAAAAGCUCUAUAUAUGUCACCACUGCAACUGAUCAGCCAGGUUUCCUCUUUCCAGCUGUUAGGACGACCACACCUCCGGUGCGACAGAGGAUCAUGGAGGAGUCUUCCUUGACCUGGUCACCUGAUCAGAACGAAGCAGGAAGCCACACCAUGCGACCAUUCACCUACCUUGUGCCAGAGGAAGCUGACAUUUCUCCACCAGACACCAUGUUGGUGACUGAUGUGUAUUACGAGGACUUCCACAAUCUGAGUGCUAGGGCAACCACACCCCACCCAGACAACAAAUUCCGUUUCUCCACACUCAUAAGUGCUCAGGACCAGGACAAGAUUACAACCACAGAGACAGACUACAGGAUUAAAACCAUUCAGCCUGAAACCUCAGUCUCUUUGACUUCCAGCCCGUCUGAGACCAUCCGUCGUACCCCUGUUUGGAAGACAAUAUCUACUACUAAAUUAGCUUCUACUGCCACCUCUAGUACUCCAUACAUCCCCAGAACCUCAACUCUGUCCACUUUGUCUGCCUCAGUGAAGAAGGACAUUCACCAAACCACUCAGCCACUGUUUAUUGCCACAUCGGCCACCACUCAAAAGGCAUCUGCAGACCGCUUUUCUACAGUGCCUCUGGAUUCCUUCACCCCGCACACACUAGCCUCCACAGAAGAAGGUUCCACUGCUCUGCUUUUUGCAGAUGGUCAAGAAGAGUCCAGCGGUUCAGGAUCUUCUUCUUCCAUCUUUAUGGAGCAGUUAGACUGGAAAUAUGACAUAGAAAGAACAUCAAGUCUUGCUGACAGGCCCAGAGUCCUGUUCAAAGAGGCAAGCACCAGCGAAAGACCUGAGAACAAAGGCAGCGGGGACAGUGAAGGUCUUCCAUCUGGCUUUUACUCUGAGAAUGAGGAGAAGGCUCAGGGGAGCACCACAGAGGCACUGAGCGCAGAGUUUAUAGCGUGGCAGAGAGGGGUAUCUGUGAUUGGCAGUGGUUUCGGUGAACAAAGCUCAGAAAUUCCUUAUAACUUUGACAAAACCACACAAACACAAACUGAUUCCUCAAACAGGGAGGCUGUGGAAGAGCUGAAUACAGAGGUGAGCAACAGCAGUCCUCAGUCACGCAUAGGAAUGGUGGGAGGGGUUGAGAGAGAAAGGAGAACGGUGGUUCCACUGGCGGUGGUGUCAACCCUUACUGUACUCUGUCUUCUUGUGCUAGUGGCGAUUCUCAUCUACUGGAGGAAAUGCUUUCAUGCAGCACAUUUGUAUGUAGAGGAUAACGCAUCCCCCAGAAUCAUAACAGCUUCAUCAACACCUCUGCUUCCUGCUACAGAGGAUCAUGCAGCCCUUUCCGUGAAAGAGUUUGUGAAGCAUGUAGCAGAUCUUCACUCCAACAACACUUUCUCAAAGGAGUUUGAGAUCUUGAAAGAGUCUUAUGAGGAGAUUCAGUCCUGCACUGUGGACAUGGGCAUUACAACUGACAGUUCAAACCACCCAGACAACAAAAGCAAGAACAGAUACAACAACAUCCUGGCUUAUGAUCACAGCCGAGUCAAGCUGUCCCAUAAUGUAGAGAAAGAUGGAAAGACUGGAGACUACAUAAAUGCCAAUUAUGUGGAUGGCUACAAACACCCUAAAGCCUACAUAGCAGCCCAGGGCCCUCUGAAGGCCAGUCUGGAAGACUUCUGGAGGAUGGUGUGGGAGCAGAAAGUUGGAGUCAUUGUCAUGAUCACCAACCUAGUGGAAAAAGGCCGGAGGAAAUGUGAUCAAUAUUGGCCUAUGGAAAACCAGGAAGAGUAUGGGAGUUUCCUUGUCACUUUGAAGAGCACUAAAAACUUGGCCUAUUACACUAAGAGGACCUUUACCUUGAGAGACAUCAAUUUGAAAAAGGGCUCACAGAAGACUCGCAGUCAGGAGAGGACAAUUGUUCAGUACCAUUACACUCAGUGGCCAGACAUGGCCGUCCCUGAGUACACACUACCAGUACUCUCCUUUGUACAGAAAUCAUCUCAGACCCAGACAGCAGACUCAGGCCCUGUGGUGGUGCACUGCAGUGCUGGGGUGGGAAGAACAGGAACUUAUAUAGUCAUUGACAGUAUGCUGAAGCAGAUAAAGGCUGAGGGUACAGUGAACAUCAUUGGCUUCAUCAAGCGCAUCCGGACACAGAGGAACUACCUAGUGCAGACAGAGGAACAGUACGUUUUCAUCCAUGACGUCUUAGUAGAAGCUAUUAAAUGUAAAGAGACACAGGUAUCAUCCAGCCACAUUCACACCUAUGUCUCUGAUCUUCUUACUCCUGGACCAACAGGAAAGACUUGCCUGGAGAAACAGUUCAAGUUGGUCAGCCAAAACAGUGCAAAGCAGUAUGACUACUUGACAGCACUGGAAGCAUGCAACAUGCCAAAAAACAGGGCAUCUGUCCUUAUCCCUGUGGACAGGUCUAGAGUAAGCUUGUCUACAACAGUAGGAGAUUCUUCAGACUACAUCAAUGCCUCCUACGUCAUGGGCUACCAUCAACCUCAUGAAUUCAUCAUCACUCAGAGCCCUUUGCCCAGCACUAUGCUGGACUUCUGGAGAAUGAUUUGGGACCAUAAUGCUCAGAUUAUCGUCUCUCUACCAGACACAGAAGACCAGAGCAAGGAAAAGGACUGUGUGCACUGGCCCAGUAAAGAGCAGCCAAUCAGUUGUGAGACCUUUAUGGUCACAUUCACAGGGGAGGACAAAGUGUGUCUGUCUUAUGAAGAAUCACUGGUGAUACAUGACUUCAUUUUGGAGGCCUUAAAAGAUGACUAUGUCUUGGAAGUGCGCUGGUACCAAGCUCCCCACUGGCCCAACCCAGAUGGCCCCAUUAGCAAUGCUUUUGAGCUUGUCAACAUCAUCAGAGAAGAGAGCAUCCAUCGAGAAGGAGCCAUUGUGGUCUAUGAUGGGUAUGGAGGGCCCAGUGCUGGGAUCCUGUGUUCCCUGAUCACCCUGGUUAACCAACUAGAGGAAGAGAAUAGUGUGGAUGUCUAUCAAACAGCAAGGAUGACCAACCUCAUGAGACCAGGAGUCUUCAGUGAUAUUGAACAGUAUCAGUUCCUUUACAAAGCUUUACUGAGCUUAGUGAGCACCAAGGAGGACGAGAAGACUCUUCUGUCCACAGAGAACAACGGCAACAUCCCUCUUGGCUCAGCCAGGAUCACAGAAAGUCUAGAGUCUCUCAUGUAAAAUCAUGUCUAUGGAGGUUAACACUUGUGAUGAUGUAAAUUGCCAUUGUUUAUAUCGGAGAAUGUGGCCUUUGGGCUUGACACCUUCCCAAAGUCUCUGUGUGGCCAUUUGGGUGUUGGAUGUUAUUUUGUCUUUUAUUGUGCCUUUUUUUUUUUGUAAAAUUUGUACUUUAGAAUAAUUUGAUAUAAUGUUAUUAUUGUAACUAAUGCCAAAUUUAUACUCUUUUUCAAAGUGCUGUAUUGCUCUUGAGGUUUUCUUUUUAGUUGAGCUGGGUAAAGAUAAUAUUUAUAUGUAACUGCUAAAGUGUUGAAGAACUCUAUCUAUUUUUUGAAAAACAUAGAAACAUCCUCUCCAUAUGUAGCUGAAGCAUACAUUAUGUCACACAAAGAAAUAAGUUUCUGGUAUGUGACUAAUUAUUGACCAACAGACCAAACCCCAUUUAUAUGAAUAAAUUUUAUAUUUUACUACUUUUGUUUUAUAGUUUAUAAGAGCUUAACAGCCUUUUACAAUUUAGUUGAUACAUGUAUAAAGUAAUAGGUCUUUUAUGUUUCUUGUCUGUCUUAAUGUGUUUCAGUUUGGUGCAAGGAUUAAUUUACUUUCUGUAGAUGUAAAGCAACAUAGAGUCUCUGUGAAAAAUGCCUAUAAGUCCAUGAUUGUAUAACUACUGAUUCAGUGUCUAUA